Messenger RNA from Papaver somniferum (opium poppy), 2844 nucleotides. RefSeq lists its product as uncharacterized. The record is from RefSeq and is a predicted model, not a curated record. Bases 1 to 2844 code for a protein of 947 amino acids. NCBI's taxonomy places the organism in Eukaryota, Viridiplantae, Streptophyta, Magnoliopsida, Ranunculales, Papaveraceae. The transcript is spliced from 6 exons. Gene Ontology annotation, molecular function: RNA-DNA hybrid ribonuclease activity; nucleic acid binding.
AUGUGGUUUUCUCAUCCUGAUUUCUUGAGAAUGGUGGAAGAUUCUUGGAAGUCUCCGGUUUAUGGUAAUUUGGAUUUUAUUUUUCCUUAUAAAUUGAGAAGGUUGAAGGAGGCAAUCAAAUUGUGGAAUCAAACGGUCUUUGGAAAUGUGAAUGCUAGGCUGAAACAAGCUCAACUUAAGUUUGAAGUGGCUUGUAGGAAUUCUGAUGAGGAUCCUUUUAAUACUUCUAAAUUGAACAUUAUGAAGGAUUCUCUGGUGGCGGUUCAAGAUGUUCGUAUGCAACAUCUUACUAUGUUGAAACAAAAGGCUCGUAAUAGGUGGAUUUUGGAGGGUUCUAGUAACACUUCUUUUUUUCACAGCAAUAUAAACAUUCGAAGGAGCACAAAUACAAUCUCGGAGUUGGUUACUGAAGAUGGUGUGACUAUCUCAGAGCCUAUUCAGCUUCGUGACCAUGUGGUUUCUUAUUAUGAGUCGAAGUUCAAUGGUGUGGAGCUUCCUAUUGAGGAUAAUCUCUUUGAUUAUGAGCAUGAGUCCAUUUCUAUGACUGAUAAGCAGAUGUUAGAUGCCAUUCCUUCUUUGGAUGAAAUUAAAUCAGCAGUUUUUGAUUUAGGUGCGGAUAGUGCUCCGGGUCCAGAUGGUUUCUCAGGGUGUUUUUAUAGACACUGUUGGGAUAUAAUUCAGCAGGAUCUUCAUUCGGCUAUUGUUUAUGCUUGGACUUCUAAGUCAAUUCCGAAGGGUUCGAAUUCUAGCCUAAUUAUUUUGAUUGCUAAGGUUAGAGGUGCGGAUAGCUUGAGGAAAUAUAGACCUAUCGGUCUAAGCAAUUUCUUCUUCAAGAUUUUCACUAAAAUUCUGGCUACUAGACUUGGUCGGGUGUUGGAUAAGUUAGUGUCAGAGGAGCAGGUGGCUUUUAUGAAAGAAGAUAUGGUUUUUCUGAGGAUUGGUGUUUGUGGAUUCAGAAAAUUCUGGAGUCAUCGCGCAUAUCUAUUCUGCUCAAUGGUAGCCCGGAAGGGAAAUAUGAAGAGCUUGAGAAGUUUGGUGAAGUUGCUUGAUUCUUAUCAGCAAGCUUCAGGUCAGCGUGUUUGUAGAGAGAAGAGCAAAAUUUACUUUGGUGGUGGCUCUUUGAGUAGACGUCAAACCAUUGCUGCUUUUCUAGGGAUGGAAGUUACGCAUUUUCCUGAUCGUUAUUUGGGGGUGAAAGUUAUGCCUGGUGCGGUGAGAUAUCAUCAUAUUAGCAAUGUGGUGGAUAAGCUUAAAGAGCAACUUUCGGUUCUGAAAGUGGCCGGUGAAAUUCAUUCAGCAAAUCCUGUGGAGGAGGGUGGUCUUGGAAUCACUAGUUUAAAAACUAUGAACAAGGCUUUGCUUAUGAAGCUUUGGUGGUCUAUUAAAUAUUCUUCUAAGAGGUGGGCUCGUUUUUUGGAGUCUAAAUUCACUUGCAGGGAUGGGCGUCUCAAGAUGGCUGGUGUAAAAUCUUCUAUUCUUCCUGGAAUUCGUUGGGUUCAUAAGGAAGUUGUGAAUAAUACAAAAUGCAUCAUUGGAGAUGGGAGGAAUACGUCUCUUUUCUAUGAUGUGUGGUAUGGAAGUGAGACUUUGGCAAGUGUUCUUAAUCGUUCAGACUUGGACAGAUCAGGUCGGGUUUGUGAUAUUAUUUCUCAUGGUAAUUGGCUGUUGCAAGGAGCUCACUUGCAAGAUCUUGUUAGUGCUGGUGUGGUUAUGGAGAAUUUGCCAACGCUUUGUAGUGGGAGGGACAAGAGGAUUUGGAUGCCUGAUAUGAAGGGUGUGUUUUCAGUUAAGUCAGCUAGAGAUUUGAUUAGAAAGAAGUUCCCUACUAUGAAAGAAGCUUCGCUAUUGUGGAGGAAAGUUGUGCAUCCUUCUUUGGCGGCUCAAAAUUGGAAGUUUGUUCGGGGAGCGUGUGCAACUCUUGAUAAAGUUCGCAGCAGGUUUAAGAUUCAAUUGGCUUCUAGGUGCAGCGUUUGUCAUAUUGAAGAGGAGACACUUCAGCACGUCCUCUGGAGCUGUAGUUUUGCGCAAAAAGCUUGGAACUGGAUAGCAGGUAUUUUCAAUAUAAAACCUCAUUAUGAUUUGAUCACGUCUUACAAUGGAGCUAGGCUUCAAAGUGGCAUUGUUCGGGAUUUGUGGCUGGUAGCAAAUUUGGUUGUGCGAUCUGAACUUUGGUUCACUAGAAAUAAGAAGGUAUAUGAGAAGAAAGUUCCUUGCUGGUCCUUUUUCCAAAAAAGAGUGUUCAAUUUGAUGCAUGAAUACUCAGCUAGAAUGAAGAGUUUUAUGUACAAUACGGUAGCAGAAUUGAGAAUUUUGGAUUUCUUUCGUGUUAAGCAUAGGAAAGUGAAGAUUUCAGAUCCAAAGGAGUGUUAUUGGACGCCUCCUAAUAACAAUGAAUUGAUGUUGUGUACUGAUGGUGCCUCAAGAGGAAACCCGGGAGUGGCAGGGGCUGGUGUUGUGGCUAGAAAUGCGAGUUUGGAAGUGGUUGGGGCAAUGUGUAUUGGCUUAGGAAUUGCGACUAACUAUAUGGCUGAGUUAUAUGGUAUUAUUGUUUGUCUUGAAUGGGCAAUUCAAUGGGGUUAUGAUCGUUUGUUGAUUAGAUCAGACUCUUCUUCGGUGCUGAAGGCUUUGGAGGAGGAUAAUGUUCCAUGGUUUGCUACACAAAGAUGGCUGAAUGCUAAGGGUUUAUAUGGUGCUAUUCGGUUUGUUCACACUUUUCGUGAAGCGAAUUUUGCUGCGGAUGGAAUGGCUAAGCGUGGUUGUUUGUUAGAAGAAGGAGUAGAUUUGCAUAGCAAACGGACAACUCCAAAUAAUGUGCUCCAACGAUUCCUCAUCAGCAUUGCAUAA